CACUUAUGAUUGACCAAUAAAUCAAUCAUAGAAAUGAUAGACCGCUCCUUCUCCUUCUCUCUAGUUCAUCUAAUUUGUCUCUGUCUCUUCAGUCUACAAAAGAAGGAAAUAUUGAUCUGCAUGCCACAAUCUGUCCCUCAGCCUUGUGAAUCCUCAGUCGCCACCAAAGCCCUCGGCCUGCAGUUAGCUAGCUAGUUAGCCAUGGUUGGCCCCAGCUUAAAUCUCAACGUAGACGUCAACAAGUGCUUCAGCGGGUUAUGGAAAUCCUGGCGUCGGCCCAACACCGACGUCGAGAGGUUGAAGAAAGAGAUGGAAAAGCUGAAAGCUAAACGGAACGACAUCAAAAGCAAGAUCGAAGAAGCCAAGCGCGGCAGCAACCUCGCAACUGCCGAAGCCAAGCAGUGGCAGCGUGACCUGGAAUCACUGGAAGACCAAGUGGCUGCCAUCUUUGAGGAUUUCACACGCAUCACUUUUCAUGAUAACAUCAAAAUUGGGGCAUGGGGAGGCAGCGGAGAACAGAGAUUUGACAUCGGUGGAUCUGCCUUCCAAAUCACAAGGGUCAGACUCCACGCAGGAAUAGUCGUCGACAGUUUGGAGGUCUCCUACGUCGACGAUCGUAAUAAAGUCGCGACGAGCAGAGCAGGCGGCAGUGGUGGUAAAUUCCACGAGUUUGAACUGCGGGCUGGUGAAUAUAUCAACUCGAUGGUUGGGUCCGUCCGUGAAUACAACGGCGAAACUUGUAUCACUCAGCUGGAAUUCAGGACCAAUUUGGGGAAGCAGCAUGGGCCUUUUGGAGCAGCAGGUAGCAACAGAUUCACAGUUCCGGUCAAGGAUGGCCGCAUUGUUGGAUUCUUUGGCCGGUACACCAAAUAUGUAAAUAAGAUCGGAGUCUAUUUAGCUCCUAAUUAACUGCCCACACAAAAGUUUCUUAUGAAAAAAAAAAAAGUGAAAUUGUAAUUGAGUGCAUUAGCUUGAUAUAAAAUUCUCUAGAUAAUUUUAUCCGAAAAAGAAAUUUCUAUUAA
Molecule: messenger RNA, 1022 nt
Organism: Zingiber officinale
Lineage: Eukaryota; Viridiplantae; Streptophyta; Magnoliopsida; Zingiberales; Zingiberaceae
Product: horcolin-like
Exons: 2
Coding region: 202-909 (235 amino acids)
Molecular function (GO): carbohydrate binding
Source: RefSeq, a predicted model, not a curated record